AAAACAAAAACAAAAGCAAUAACAACAAAGCAUCUACCUUUCACUUCACUUGUGUUGUGCUUCCUCUCUCUCUCUCUCUUCUCUCUCUCUCACCACUCCACACUGAGCACGGAGACAGUGGAACCAGAGACAAACUCAAAAUAGCCAUGGCUACCUUCUCUAAGGAACGCGAGAGCCUUGUCUAUGUUGCCAAGUUGGCUGAACAAGCUGAACGCUAUGAUGAAAUGGUGGAUGCCAUGAAGAAGGUGGCGAAGCUGGACGUUGAGUUGAGUGUGGAAGAGAGGAACUUGUUCUCUGUUGGAUACAAGAAUGUGGUGGGGUCACGGAGAGCUUCAUGGAGGAUCUUGUCAUCCAUAGAGCAGAAAGAGGAGUCAAAAGGGAAUGAGUUGAAUGUCAAGCGUAUCAAGGAUUACAUGCACAAGGUGGAAUUGGAGCUGUCCAACAUUUGCAGUGACAUUAUGAUAGUUUUGGAUGAGCAUCUUAUUCCCUCCACUAAUAUUGCGGAGUCCACAGUGUUUUAUUAUAAGAUGAAAGGAGACUAUCACCGCUACUUGGCAGAAUUCAAAAAUGGUAAUGAAAAGAAAGAGGUAGCAGAUCAGUCACUUAAAGCAUAUCAGACAGCUUCCACCACUGCUGAGAGCGAAUUACAACCUACACAUCCUAUUCGUUUGGGUCUGGCUCUAAAUUUCUCUGUGUUUUAUUAUGAGAUAAUGAAUUCACCUGAAAGGGCCUGCCAUCUUGCAAAGCAAGCCUUUGAUGAUGCUGUCUCAGACCUGGAAAGCCUGAAUGAGGAAUCUUACAAGGACAGUACCUUGAUCAUGCAGCUGUUGAGAGAUAACCUUACUUUAUGGACUUCCGAUAUCCCUGAAGAGGGUGAGGACCAGAAAAUGGAAAGCACAGACAGGAGUGGUCAAGGAGAAGAUGAUGAAGCCUCUAUUUGAAUGUUGCACUGCACCCCCAUCAAGUUAUGAGUCAUUGUUAUUUUAGAUUGACAGCAUAUUUGAAUCAUCUGCUUCAUUUGUAUGCUAUUGUUGGCUAAUUUUCUGUGACAAAAGCGCCAUUGGUUUGCAAUGCUUAAUUCCACUAUUUGUAUCUUA
This is a messenger RNA of Cajanus cajan (pigeon pea), 1097 nucleotides long. RefSeq names its product 14-3-3 protein 9. NCBI's taxonomy places the organism in Eukaryota, Viridiplantae, Streptophyta, Magnoliopsida, Fabales, Fabaceae. The record is from RefSeq and is a predicted model, not a curated record.